CACAGUUCACCCUGUCACACAUGGACACCCACUGACAGUCAGUAUAUGAGCAAAACUCCCUUACAACUACGUAAGCUUUUUUGAACGGGCAAGACAGUCUUAUCUAUUGUUUUGAUGCAGUAUUUGGUGGUUUCACCAAGUUUUUCCGUGUGAUGACAAUGUUUUUUUCAUUUAGCAGAGGCAGUCAUCAAUUUUGAAAGACAGCCCGUGUGGUGCACGCACACAUCCCUCAGAAGAGGAGCACCCUGUGAUCCAUUCUCCUCUGACACCUCUUCCUAAGCCUGCCCACAACAAUCCACCCCCCACAGUCUCCAUGACCAGCACACCAAAACGCUGGGUGAUAAAACCCUUCUACUCAAAGUUAGAGCAGACAGAUUUCCACUCCAUAGUGAGUCCUACUGGCGGAAUACAAUCACCAGACCCGUGGAGCAGCAUACAGGACACUGACUCUCUAAAGUUCAGCUUUGAAAGCGUAUCAGUAACUGGCAUGCAGCCCACUGUGAUGGUUUCAUACAAGAGUGAGGAGAACACACCAGACGUGGUGCUCCAGGCAGCUGCUCAGCAGGUAGCUGUGUCUGAAGAAGGAAGUGACAAUGAGGAUUGGAGACCCAGCAAUCCCAGCAGCCCUGGAACCCCAAGCAGCAACGGCUCACGUGUUGGGUUUUAUUCUUUUGUAGAGGACCUGGCAAGCCCAGAGGCAGAGAUGAAUGAGGCCUACAUGCUUUCUCCGGAGAGGCAGGCUAAACUGAAUACUUUGAAGGAGAAAAGCUCCUUCAGGCUUCAGACGUACAUGGAGGAAAGGAGACCUGGGAGACUGUUUGAAGAAAGUAACAAUGACAAACCUUAUCAUCUUGAGGGUUUCUCUAAAGGGAAUGAAGUAGAGGCAAAUCCAGAUCGAAUGGAGAUCAUCCGGAACCAGGCACCUAGGAAAAACCCUGUCCUUAAAAAACAAUGGAGUUCCUUGGAAAAUCUGGAUCUCAGUAACACUCCCCAAAGACUUGUGGAUGGAUUUAGUCUGCGCUACUCCGCUGUAAAUUCAAAGGCUGAAGAGGUCAAGGUGGAGCCUGGCUCUAUUGACGAUAUGCAAAUAGAUUUUAAUGCUGCACGGCGGCAGUUUCUAAUGAUGGAAGAGUCGAAGCAAAAACCCCUUUCGCAGAGUCCCAAACAGCACCCUUACUCCGCCAAAUUUAGAGAAAGGACUCUCUCCCCAAAUGCCAGCAUCUUCCCAUCAAAGCAAGUGAGCCAAGAGAACAGCCUUCGAGAGAACCAUAUCCAAAUGAGUACACAACUAGAGACAAAAAAUAAGACUGUGAGUUUGACUGAGGACCCAGAAGAGAAAGUUCAAAGUAGUGCCAGAGACGAGGUUGACUCUGUGCUCGAAGACCGAAGUGCCGGUUUCUUUAGUGAUGGACACAUUUCAAAUGAUACUUUCGUUUCAGAAAUAGCGAGUAACCUUUCAAUGCACAAUGCAGGGGAGACUCCAAUCGAAAGGGAGAUCAGAGUCAACCAAGAACGGGAAGAGAACCUACGCCGAUCAAGGGGGAUCUUGCGUGCGGACAGUUCAGAGAUGGUGGAGAUCAGGACUAAGCCAAUUCGGACGUACUUGUCUCCACAGAUUAGGCCUACGAAAGCCAAAGAUACAAACAGGGUGAGCUUCCUCAUUCAGAGAGGGUUUGAGGUUGAGAAAUGGCAACAUAGCCAAAACAGGCUUUCAAGUCUUUAUAACCAAGAGCAGGCUGAAGUCAAAGAGAAGAGCAAGGCAUAUGAGUCACAUCCAGAUAAAGGUGCAAUCACAUCUUUGAGGACAAAACCCAGAGAGACUCCAGAAAAUGAGGAAAGGAUGUCUUCUGUGGAGGAUCCUGCACAUGAGAAGAAAAGUCACCUGUCCGACUCGGAGGAAGUUCUGUCACCUUGCUGCCCCCAUCGACAUCCAGAUGAAUCUACAAUUCAGAGAAACUACACUGAGAGCAAAGGAUUCGAAUACAGAGAUGGAAAAGCACAGAUUAUAGAAUGUCCUGUGGAAAAUAUCUCUUCUAAAGUAAGGCUUUAUAAAGAUAACAUUUUUGAGACCCAAUCAAGUACUCUCAAAACAAAGACAGAACCUUUCUGGAUAGCUGAGAACGGGACCAGCAUGCCAUGGAAGAACAGAUUAUCCUCUCUAAAUACUCAACAAGAACCCACAAAAUACAGCGGGUACAUCCCAACUUGGAGAUCUCAUCUUGAACGUAGCACCUGGAGCCCUCAAUUGAUAAAUGCACCAGACAGCAUCCGGGAAGAAAUCGAACAGGACCUGAAGCGAGAAAAGGAGCUUCAGGAACUGAGAGAGUCUAGUACCCAGUCCUUUUCAACAAACAGAGACACGGACAACUCCAAGAAUGCCAAGAAUCUAGAACUAACUUCAACUGAACCUACCUACCCACCAAUCAGUGGUGAGGAUAUGGUAUUCUCACCAAAAACUUCACAAAAUGACUUGAUUGAAGUGGAUCAUUAUUCUUGGAGUCAGGAUACCCCUUUUUCCAGAUUAUCAAUACAAGAUAAAGGUCCACUGUUGCCCUCACCACGGCUCAGUUCAAGAUUGCCAUCUGUGUCCAUGAUGUCACCCCAGCCGUGGGGCAGCACCAACCCUGUGUCCCCUACUGUUUCAAGGGUAACUCCAAUAAAGCCCUCCAGCCUGCAAGCUGACGUGUCCUCGCCACUCUCUCAGAAAGGUCUGACUGAAACCCUGCUGAAAGAUUUUAAAGACAGACGGGUCAAACUGCAUAUGGAAGAAAGUGCUUACGCUGGGAUACAACCCAUUGAUGACAUUAAUAAUGAGGUUGUAGAAGCCACCCGUGUAACAAGGCAUAAAAACCAGCGAGCCCUGCAGUGGGAGGCUGGCAUGUACGCCAACCAGGAGGCAUAAAAUAUCAGCACCAAGACGAGACAACGACACAUGAGGAAUAUGUGAUACCGGUUGAAUUCCUGAUUGCAUUUACAGGCACUACGUUCUUUAGUGCCACUCAUAGUUUAUAUGGUUUUUCAGAGACGACUGCCGUGGAGGUAGUAGGUGUAGGUGUAGAAAGCAUGUGAUUGGGGUGAAUUGUAUGAAAUUAGCUUCUGUGAACACUUUCUUCAUACUUUUCCUUGCCAAGUACUAACAUUUCUUAAUCCCCAUGAAGAAUAUUAAACAAAACUUUUUAUUAAGGCGACUUUAUCAUGUGAGACAAUAAAACAUCAAUCUGCUGAUAAAGUUACUGACCUUCAACCCGACCCCAGGUCAACCUGAUUUUUAUAUCAGGAAUAAAUCCAAAGCAAAGUCUGGACCUGGAAGUCACAACACGGAAGUCUGUUCAUCUAACAUUCUAUGUAAUGUUGAUGAUAAACACGAAAUAUGAAUAGUUUUCUUUUGCUCUAUUGUUUAUAGGAAAUUGAAAUAGUAAACAUUACAAUCUAUAUUAAGAUUAUGUAGAAUGAAAUUAAUACUACAAAAGAUUUGAUUCUAGUAUAUUAAUGAUUGUGGACACUAUGAUUUUAAUUAAGAUAAUAUAUAUAUAUAUAUAUAUUAGAUUUUUUCCCUAAAAGAAAGCUUGCAUAUUUUGAUCAGAUAUGUUUUUAAGCAGCAGAGUAUGUGCAAUACAAAUGUCUUUCCUCUGAAAAUAUUAUUGUGGCAAGCUAUCUCAUCCCCCAACAUCCUAAACCAACUAAUAUCUCACACAAUGACGCAGUCAGUCUAAGGAUUACAUUUGUGCAAUAUUUAUUGAAAAAAAGUUGUACUUAAUGUUAUUUUGAUGUUCUUCAUGUGUCCAAUGCUGAAGAGAAACCUGUACAUUGUCUUUACGCCACAGCACAACAGCGCCCUCUAGAGAAUGUCGCUGUUAUUAUAUGAUGCUUGUUAUGAACAGGUAGGCUAAACUGAAUGCUAAUCAUGUUAUUUGAUUUGUCUGCUUCUGUAAACAAACAAUUUGUUUAACCUUUUCACGCAUAGUUAAAAAUGUAUAAGCUGUUUCCGUGCAGUGAGCUUUUAAUGGGAUCAAUAUGUUUAAGUUUCCAUGGCGACGCGGCAUCAAACUUGUCAUCUGGAUGUGUCUCUUUGCUGACUGGCCAGCAGGACAUAUUCAAAACAUUAUAAAUUAUUUUCAUGUACAAACCAUAAUAAAUAAAUUACUCAAAUACU
This is a messenger RNA of Triplophysa dalaica, 4153 nucleotides long. RefSeq names its product mitotic spindle positioning (gene misp). NCBI's taxonomy places the organism in Eukaryota, Metazoa, Chordata, Actinopteri, Cypriniformes, Nemacheilidae. The record is from RefSeq and is a predicted model, not a curated record. The transcript has 5 exons. Bases 314 to 2902 code for a protein of 862 amino acids.